This is a messenger RNA of Astyanax mexicanus (Mexican tetra), 4814 nucleotides long. It is a transcript of the gene glcea, whose product is annotated as glucuronic acid epimerase a. Gene Ontology annotation, biological process: heparan sulfate proteoglycan biosynthetic process. Gene Ontology annotation, molecular function: heparosan-N-sulfate-glucuronate 5-epimerase activity. NCBI's taxonomy places the organism in Eukaryota, Metazoa, Chordata, Actinopteri, Characiformes, Acestrorhamphidae. The record is from RefSeq and is a predicted model, not a curated record. Bases 1614 to 3224 code for a protein of 536 amino acids. The transcript is spliced from 4 exons. Gene Ontology annotation, cellular component: Golgi apparatus.
AUUCAGCCUGCUAAAUUUGGCAUGUCAUGCGUCAUUCUGUAGUGCUCGUACGGCUUCCGUGUCUAAGCGGUUUUUCCCUAUGAGAAAAAUGAAUAGGGUUUUUAAAAACCCGCCUCUGUCACAUUCUGUGGUAAAUAAAUCAGACCUCUGUACGUUUUAUUCUGUGUACAUUUUACUCCUGAACAUCACUGGAUCCUCUGAAUUACGAGAUCGUUUAAGGGCUCUAGCUGUUCUGAGGCCAGCCUUGUCCCCCUGGCCUUGUCUCGGGUUCUCAGCAGCACACGCACCUCUGCAGUCAUCCACGGCUUCUGGUUGGGGCGGGUUGUGAUGGCUUUGGAGACAGUAACAUCCUCAAUGCACUUGCUGAUGUAGCCAGUCACUGAGUCUGUGUACUCCUCCAGGUUGAUGGAGUCAUCAGAAGUAGCAGCUUCUCUGAACAUGUCCCAGUCAGUGUGCUCAAAACAGUCCUGACUAUAUUACCAUAGUUUAAUGUGUAGAUCUAAUGUUUUAUCUUCAAAACAAGCAUAAAAACAUCUCUAUAGUUUGUCUCAGUAGUAUGCUGGAUAACUUUUCCAGUCCACCUUAAAUGGUGCAACAGAUGUCAGAGGCUGCGCAGCAUUUAAGGUGCAAUGGGAAAUUAAAUAAAAUAAAAGAUAAAUUCAGCUCCCCAUCACAGAGGAAUUAAGGAAUGGACAAUAAUAGUUCAUUGCUGCUCCACUUGCCUCCUUUCUGAAUACAUACAAUGCCUAAAAUUACAGUUAACCAGCAGCAGCUAGAUUGCUGAACUUUAGCUCUCCAAUGAAAUUCUUCCUGAAAUUAAUUUUUGGAACUUGGGAUGUCUGACCAGGCUUAAUGUUUUUUUAUGUUUUUAAUGUUAAGGGCAUUUAUAUUUUAAAUUUCAUUUCAGCGCAGGGAAAUAAAAUAUGCAUGACUUCAGAAUAGUAGGUUAUGGUACUGUCUUAUUUGUUACAGGAUAAAAUCGUACACAUAGUGCCAUCUAGUGAUGAAGGCUGUAACUGCACUGUUUUAAUAAUUAAUAAAGGUCUAACCUGAAUAUCAGGCAUUUGCCUGAUUACAGAAGUGGUUUUCGUCGUAACGCAGACGAAGGACUGUGACAGUGCUUAUUGAUUACGAAUAUUUAUUCUAACAUAUAUUAAUUUCGGGAUUAUUAUUACUAUGUUGUUAAAUGGUGUUGAGGAGACCCAAGAUGGCAAUUUCUUACCACCAUACAGCUCCAAUCCUCAACAUACGGCAUAUAUAGUAAAUCUAGUGAAGCCACGCCUCCUCGGUGUGCUGAUUGGACGCUGCGACGGUUGCCUGCGUUUCCAUUGGCUCAGCGCGGUGUCAGUCCACGAUGUACAGUGAUGCAGGUUUGGAAGAAGAGGGCUUUGUUUGUGCCCGGAUUUGUUGUCUGUUCCGCGAGAAUAGCCUUAAAUUUUAGAUUACAGGAGUUUUAGUCUUUUCUACUGUUCUGUGAGCCCGCGUGGAGCUGGAGGAUACUGCAGCAGGCAGCCCCAGAGAGGCAGACUUGAGGCAGGCAGCUCCUGCAGUGUUCCUUGAGAUGUCUUCCAGACCUAGAUCCACUGCAUCUGCAUGGCUGUGAUUUGAGAAGAAUGCGCUGCCUGGUGACAAGAGUCAACCACAAGACUCUGAUAGUCAUCUGUGCAGUCUUUGCUUUGAUCACCGUGCUGCUGUGGAACAAGUGUUCCAGCGAUGUGACUUUUCACACCCCAACCAAGCCCCAACCUGAGCCUGCACCCACCCCAGAGGAGGAAGAGGAAAAUGGGCAGCCCCCUGAGGCACCACCAGUGGCUAAGGAGGUCCCGUAUGAGCAGAUUGACUGCCUCAUCAACGAAGAUGUCACCAUCAAAGGGCGCAGAGAGGGUGACGAGGUGUACCUGCCCUUCAGCUGGGUGGAGAAGUACUUUGACGUGUAUGGACGCCUGGUGCAGUAUGAGGGUGUGCCCAUAUCCACCCAGUGGGGCCCACAGGGCUACUUCUACCCUAUCCAGAUAGCCCAGUAUGGACUUAGUCAUUACAGUAAGAACCUUACAGAAAAGCCUCCUGACAUUAGGACGUAUGGUAUGAUGGAAGAUAGAGAUGGCAUCCCCAGUCUCUGGACAGUUCCUAAGGGUUGCUCCCUGGCCAAGGUUCGGGACCCACGCCACUCAGGAAUUGUUAACCAGUUCAGUACACCAGACAAUUCUGAUGGUGUGUCUUUGCCUCUGGACAACUCAAAGGAUUUUGUCCUUUCCUUCAAUGUGAAGUUAAUUUCCAAUGGAAGUGUGUCAGUGGUGUUGGAGACAACGGAAAAAGGACCCCCAUAUGUCAUCCACUACAUCACUAGCUCCCUUCUUAUUUCCUUUAAGGACAGGCACAUCACCUACGGCAUCGGCCCCCGAACAGGCUGGAGUACACUCAGUCGAGACCUGGUUACUGACCUGCGUAAGGGGGUCGGUUUGUCUAACACAAAAGUAGUGAAGGCGACUCGGAUCAUGCCUCGGCGCGUAGUCCAGCUUGAACUGCGCGGCUCAGGCUUCAUCAGCAACAUCAGCAUUUCGUCCACGGCUCACAUGGCUGCCUUCUUUGCUGCGAGCGACUGGCUUCUGCGCAAUCAGGACGAGCGUGGCGGGUGGCCCAUCAGAGUGGCGCGGAAGCUGGGGGAGGGCUUUAGGACCCUGGAGCCUGGCUGGUACUCAGCAAUGGCCCAGGGCCAAGCCAUGUCCACACUGGUGAGAGCUUACCUGAUCACACACGACCCAGUGUACCUCAGCGCUGCCAUGAGGGCCACAGCUCCGUUCAAACGGACAUCAGAGCAGCAUGGCGUAAAGGCCCUGUUCAUGAACAAGUUCGACUGGUAUGAAGAGUACCCAACCAUGCCCAGUUCCUUCGUGCUCAAUGGCUUCAUCUACUCUCUGAUUGGACUGUACGACGUGGCAGAAAUAGCCGGGGACAAAUUUGGCAGAGAAGCCGGCAUACUGUUCAGCCGCGGAUUAGAGUCGCUGAAAGCCAUGCUGCCACUGUUUGACACAGGUUCUGGAACUGUGUAUGACCUGAGACAUUUCACGCUGGGUGUGGCACCAAAUCUUGCACGCUGGGACUACCACACCACUCACAUAAACCAGCUGCAGCUGCUAGCUUCCAUAGACAGUUCUCCCAUUUUCAGAGACUAUGCCAAACGAUGGAAGACUUACCUGAAAGGGGGUCGUGCCAAGCACAACUAGAGUUAUCCCAAAAACACUGAUUUGUACUACAAAUUGUCUAAGCUGUUAAUAACUGAAACUGUGUCAGCUAAAACAAUAAAACAUUGUUGAAAAGUUGUCUAAAAAUGUGACAGUUAGGGAUGUCCCGAUUUGGUCUGAAAGAUUGAUCAAGGCUGAAGUUGAUCAAUAAUGUCUAAAAUACUUAAUAAAAUGCUCCACCUUUUUAAAGGACAUUUCUGCCACUGUUUGAGAGGUGAGAAAUAGACAUUAUCCUCACAUAUUUUAAGGUAACAAAUAGUCUAAAGCUAUGAUCAGACUGCCAGCCCAAAUCGGAUUCUUGGCAUAUUUAGGUUGUGUUCAGAUUAAUUUGUCUGUACAGCAAAAUAAUCUGAUUUCUGAAAAUUGAAUCUAAAACACAUUUGAAGGUGGUUUGAAAUGUGAUUUAUAAUUUUAUUUGUAUUUGUAUUUACUUGCAUUGUGAUAAACAAGACCCACAAUAAAUCCAGAGUGACGGAAGCCAAAGUUACCGAUGGUAAACCAUUAGCACAUCAAUCUAUGCAGCUAGGCUUGUGAUUUGUCUGGAAAUGCAAUUCGAUCUGAUCACUUGCAAAUAACAGUGAGGACAGUCAUUGAGAAAAAAUCUAAUUUACCUACAGUCUAAACAUCUCCAAAACUGUGUAAAACUGGAUUUUUUUAGAUUUAGUUUAGAAGUAACAGUGCUUUUGCUCAUAUUAGAGCAAGCUCAUAUACAUAGGAAGUGGAACAAGUACACUUAACUUGAUAAACAGUAUGAUAAACAGUUUCUGCCUGCUUACACAUUUAUAUAUGCGUUUGCUAAUAUGUCACUGAUUUUACAGAAACAUUUAAAAGUAAUAAGUAGACUGUCAUAUAGAAAUCGGUAAAGAAGAUUGGAUUUGGUAACUUUGUGUGGCUGUAUAAAAAUACAAAACUUAACACAUUUAUUGUCAAAUAGUUCAAAUUUAAUGGUAUUAUUUAUAGCAAACUACAACUUGAUCAGGACAUCCCUAGUCACUGCAUAGAAAUGCCAUCCAGUAGCUUAAGCGUAAUUUAUAUACUUUCACAUUUUAUGAAGUUGAUGAGCUUUUAUUUCAAGGAGCAUUUUAGAAGAUUUGGUUCUUACACUUGAAUGCUUGUACCAGUAGUGAAAGUGUUUUUAUACUUCCAACAUAGCAGUUCAGCAUCAAAAGCAAUUCUGAUAUUUACAUGCACUUUAAGAUAAGCACAUAAAAUUAAGCAGAUUAUGAUAUGGUAAAAUCAGCAAUGAUAGAAGCAGAUAUUAGGACUGAAUUUGUGUAGAGCAAAACUCAGCAGUGAUGAACAGCAUAUUGUGCUGCUUCAUGGCAAGGAAUUGUUGGUUCUAUUUAAGGUUUUGUGGGAUGUGCAAUAGUUUUAAGUGCUAUGUUGUACAUUGUGUGUUGUAUUUAUUUUGUUGUGGUAACUAGCUGUAAAUUAAAUUUUCUUCAGUCAUUUAGUCAUAAAAACUGAAUUUCGAGAGGAUUUCUGAUUAGUGUGUUGGUGUAGACAUUCAGUUUGAUUGUUCUUUUUUUAUUAUAAGCAGCUUUAAAGUUAAAAUUAAAGUAUUUAGACAUA